AUGCCUCCUCGUGUGGCAGAAGCUCAGGCCUCCAAGGAUGAGGAUGGAAAGGAGCGACCCGCGAUAGAGGUGAUUGAUGCCCAAGCGAUUCAGGAGACGGCGGCGCGCACCGUCCGCGGGGCCCAACAAAUCUUCGGGAACCUCACCGGUUGGGUGCGCGAGGCCCAAUCCGCCGUGGCCGACUCCCUUUCUGGCCUGGCAGAGGAGGGAGGUCCUGGGCCCCUUGCUGCCAUUCUCCGGCGGGGAGAGCGAAACCACGAGGCCGGCGGCAAUGUGUCUCCGACAGCUUCGAAAAGAAAAGAGGCAUCCAUUAACGAUGCUGCACAAUACUUUGUCGAAUACAAGGGCCUCGACCCUGCACUGGUUGAAGAGCUCCAGGGACCCACGCGAAAGCCUUGA
Durusdinium trenchii is the source of this 399-nucleotide messenger RNA. NCBI's taxonomy places the organism in Eukaryota, Dinophyceae, Suessiales, Symbiodiniaceae. The record is from the annotation of a GenBank genome assembly.